AUGGCAGAAAACUGGAAGAAAACAGGUUCGGUCAUGAUGACUCAAGGAACCAGAACCCCUUAUAAGUACCGAGCAACAACCCCACCUCCAUCUCCAUAUCCUCAAACUCCAUAUCCUUCAGCUCCACCACCUAUAUCUCCCCAUCCCAUGCCAGUAUAUUACCAAAAUGCUCCUCUUCAAUAUCAACAAGCUUCAUAUCCUGUUUAUAAUGCCCAGCCAACAUACUUCCAAACUCCACCACCCACUCAAACACCGAACUACCGAAACAGAUCUCCAUAUGAAAGAAAACCUACAAAAAACUAUACCCCUCUGGCUAAGUCCAUAGCCCAGCUUUAUGAGAGACUGAAAGAGGCUGGCUAA
Solanum verrucosum is the source of this 360-nucleotide messenger RNA. RefSeq names its product extensin-like. Bases 1 to 360 code for a protein of 119 amino acids. NCBI's taxonomy places the organism in Eukaryota, Viridiplantae, Streptophyta, Magnoliopsida, Solanales, Solanaceae. The transcript has a single exon. The record is from RefSeq and is a predicted model, not a curated record.